AAUCUAUUUAGUGUACCAAUCGUACCCUAAAAACGCAAAACGCCCCCUCGAGCUUAACCAGCGCCGAAACACGGCAACCAUCCAAUAUCAUUCUUAAAACAUUUGUUUUCUCUUAUUCUCAUUUCUCUCCUUCCUAUGGAGUAACCUAAAAACUUCUUCCCCUUUCGACCACCUUUUCUCUCUCUUUCUCGAAGAAACUGCAUGCUCAAUUCUUCCGCCUGUAUCUAACGAACGACUACAUAUUCGAUUUCGUCCGUUGUCGUUUUCUAGGGUUUCUUCGUCGAUUUUUUUGUUGAUUUUGUAGUUACAGAGCAGAACGAAAAUGGCGUCAGAAGAUGUGAAACAACGAGGCGAGGCAGCAGUUUCGACGAUCGUAAAUUUAGCGGGAGAGGCGAAAGCUGCCACUGAAGGUGUUAAACCUCCUAGCUAUGCGCUUGCUAGCAUUGCGAAAUCUCUUGCUGCUGGUGGUAUUGCUGGUGGAGUGUCACGUACGGCCGUUGCUCCUCUGGAAAGGUUGAAAAUUUUGCUGCAGGUUCAAAAUCCUCACAGUAUCAAGUAUAACGGAACAAUUCAAGGAUUGAAGUACAUAUGGAAAACCGAAGGCUUUCGUGGUUUGUUUAAAGGCAACGGCACUAACUGUGCUCGUAUAGUUCCAAAUUCAGCAGUCAAGUUCUUUAGCUACGAGCAGGCAUCCAAGGGAAUUCUGUGGCUUUAUCAGCAGCAAUCUGGAAAUGAGGAUGCUGUACUGUCUCCUGUUUUACGUCUUGGGGCGGGAGCAUGUGCUGGAAUCAUUGCCAUGUCAGCUACUUAUCCAAUGGAUAUGGUACGAGGCCGACUGACUGUUCAGACUGCGACAUCUCCUCAACAGUAUAGAGGGAUAUACCAUGCUCUCACAACCGUUUUCCGUGAAGAGGGUGCCCGCGCCUUGUAUAAAGGGUGGCUUCCUUCUGUCAUCGGUGUGGUACCUUAUGUGGGUCUCAAUUUUGCAGUAUAUGAAUCUCUGAAAGACUGGUUGAUCAAAGAAAAACCAUUUGGAAUUGUUCAGGACAAUGAGCUUAGUGUGACAACGAGGCUUGCAUGUGGUGCUGUUGCUGGAACAAUUGGCCAGACUGUUGCUUACCCUCUUGAUGUUGUACGUCGAAGAAUGCAGAUGGUUGGUUGGAAAGAUGCAUCUACAGUUAUUACGGGAGAUGGUAAAAGGGUUGCACUUGAGUAUACUGGAAUGGUUGAUGCCUUCAGAAAGACAGUUCAAUACGAGGGGUUUGGAGCCUUAUACAAAGGCCUGGUCCCAAAUUCAGUAAAGGUGGUCCCGUCGAUUGCAAUUGCAUUCGUGUCUUAUGAAGUGGUGAAAGAUUUGCUUGGGGUGGAGAUGAGAAUAUCUGAAUGAAAACGGACGGAAUAUGUAGUUUCUGUAUUAGAGUUUGAAUGACUCCAGAAAGGUUAAUCGCAAGUGGUUCACAACCCUUUAUGUAAGUUAUAUUUUGAUAUUGAGGUGAUCAUCUAGAGCUGCCCUUGUGAUUUUACGGAGUUCGUUCAUGUGAUAAUAUAAAUAAAGAAUAGUUUGUAUUAUUCUAGAAUUCCUAGGAGAUGUAUGAUGCCAUAACCCUCGUACUACUAUUCAUAGGUUGUUUUGCAACACUAUUUGCUUUGUAGUUUGCCGAUAAAAUUUAUCUAUCGUCAGUGAUAGAGCAGGCUGUCGUUAGAUAGCUAUAUUUGUAUCAGACUUUGUAAUUUUGCAUCGCUUAAACUAGUGAUCUGCAAGAAAUAAAUUUUAUCCAUUUUGCUGGAUGCUCUAA
This is a messenger RNA of Amaranthus tricolor (Joseph's coat), 1796 nucleotides long. RefSeq names its product mitochondrial adenine nucleotide transporter ADNT1-like. Gene Ontology annotation, biological process: transmembrane transport. The transcript is spliced from 8 exons. The record is from RefSeq and is a predicted model, not a curated record. Bases 323 to 1387 code for a protein of 354 amino acids. NCBI's taxonomy places the organism in Eukaryota, Viridiplantae, Streptophyta, Magnoliopsida, Caryophyllales, Amaranthaceae.